GUGUGCUGUCAGCUGACAGUGUGGACCUGUAGCCGCCGUCACAACACAUACAUGUAGCAGCAGACUGGCCUGCCGUUCCGCCGCGGUGGGUUACGUUUCCUUGCAUCAAGAUCGUGAAAGGUUUGUGCAAAAUUGACCAAUGGCGGACGGAGUUCCACCACCAUCGCCGGCGCUGAAGCCAUGCCUGCUGAACGAAAUCCGAGAUCUUCACGAUGUUGUGAUCACGGCGGUUAUUCUCCCCAAAGGUGACGGAUUAAUCAGUCUGUCUGAAGACGGAACUCUUCAGGUUUUGCUAAAGAGAAAAGGCGACCAGUACUGGCCCAGCAUCCACCACACAAUGCAAACAUCGUGUUCCUGCAUGGCCUUCAGUCCAGAGACCAGGAGAUUGUUUGUGGGCACGGUUGCUGGAAACAUCUGCGAGUUCUCCCUUUCAGAAGACUACAACAAGAUGACCCCGGCUCUCACAUACAGUGACCAUCAAGGUACCAGGAUGACGGUGGUGCUCUUUGUGUUGGAGGUGGAGUGGCUCCUGAGCACCGGGCAGGACAAAAGCUUAACAUGGCACUGCUCAGAGAGCGGCCAGCUGCUGGGGACAUACAACACCACUGCAUGUGUUUCAGGACUGCAAUUUGACGUCGAGACCAGACACGCCUUUGUAGGUGACCAGUCUGGUCAGGUGACCAUCCUAAAGCUGGAGCAGGACAGAUGCAGCCUAGUUACCACCUUCAAAGGACACACAGGGAAUAUCACAGCACUGUGUUGGGAUCCUAUUCACAGGAUGCUGUUCUCGGGCAGCUCAGAUCAGUCUAUCAUCAUGUGGGACAUCGGAGGACGGACUGGCACUGCUAUCGAACUGCAAGGACACAAGGACAAAGUUCAGGGCUUGUGCUAUGCUUCACCCACUCAUCACCUCAUCUCCUGCAGCUCAGAUGGAAGGAUGGUCAUCUGGGACAUGAAUGUGACACGGGAAGAGACCCCUGAGUGGCUGGACAGUGAUUCCUGUCAGAAAUGUGAGAAGCCGUUCUUCUGGAACUUCAAACAGAUGUGGGACAGAAGGAGGAUCGGCCUGCGACAGCACCACUGCAGGAAGUGCGGUGAAGCAGUGUGUGCCAAGUGUUCGUCCAACAGCUCCCCGAUCCCCCUCAUGGGCUUUGAGUUUCCGGUCCGUGUGUGCAACACCUGUCAUGAGUCCAUCCCUGAGAAGGACCGAGUGUCCACGUCCACCUUUCACAACAGCGAGCACAACAUUGUUUACAUGCACUACGAGUCCACUAUUGGAAUCCUGCUUACCUCUGGCACAGACAAGGUUAUCAAGAUAUGGGACAUGAAUCCAGUCCUCAAGUUUCCAGAAGAUAAGCAGUUUGAAAGACACUCAGAUAAUUGAAGGCGAUUUAUAGCUCGCAAAGCUCUUGGUGGGGAAAAAGCCUUUCAGGCUCCACUUGACUAGUUCCGAAACUCUUCAACUAUGGUCUCGCACAUUCAUAGUAACGCUGCUGUAUGCUGCAGGCCAGCAAAGCCUGAGAAGAAAAAGGGGGCACUUCCUCGGUUAACGGUACCCAAAGCUUGUGUGAAGAAACACCAAUGUUCAGAGAUAUCUUUGUACUCUAGGAGGCUUUGAGAAUUUACAUGGUAAAUGUUAUGCAUCAAAUUUAACUAAUUAAAUUGGACUUUUUUCAAUUUGAAUCAAUAAAUAAUUAUAAACAAGCAACUCAAGCCUUUCUUCUCUCCAUUUACUGUAGUGUUUCUGGCUAAAGAGUUGUCUACAUUCUAAAAGGGAUCAGUUCUGACUGGAAACGCUGGAGCAGAUAGCAUGUUCUUCUCAGGAAGCGGUUUGAUCUUGCAGGUUGAACAGCUGCUUAUUGCCUGUUGCCCCCUGCAGGCAAUAACAAAAUGCCUCUUAAAAAUCUGUAAAGCUACUGACACACCGGGCAUUCAAGAACACACAUUUAUUCUCUUUUUUUUUUCUUUUUUUUUUUUUCUACCGUUUACUAGCGCAUGUAGCUACCGUUGGAGGAGGCUUGGUGUGAAAUGUGGAAGCGGUGCAAAUCUCGCGAAUUUUGCUCCAGGCUUGAUGUUUCACAGCUCUAUUCCAAUGGAUGAAAAAACCUGGUGUCAUGGAAUUCCGUCCAGGCACAACCCGCUCAUUUCUCCUCCACGAUCACAUUUCAAGCGGUUGGCACUUUUGUGAAUGAAAGCAGACGCCAUCCAUGCGUCACUACCAAAUCAGAGCCCCUGAUUGGUCAAAGUUUGACCUGCACACACUCACCCUCACAAACACACACUCUCAUUUCGCAAGGAAGGUGGGACCUUGGACCAUCUGUCCCCUACCCCAUCCCUGGUAGGGGGUACGGGGCCCUUGGCAACGGCGGCCGUGUCCCCCGGGUGCCGGUUUCCUGGGCCUGACGGUGCUCUCUCCACCCAGGGAGAGGGAUCCCUGAGCCUUUUUUGGCAAGGUCACAAGCCGGGGAUCGCAUUACACCUGAGCCGGGGGUGUCUGUGUCCCUGUGGGGUGGGUUUUGGUCCUUGCCCCCGGGUGCUGGGCCUCGCCAAAUUUCCAACAGUGGCCGAGCCUGGUUGGGCCACGUUUACAACAACCCUCUGGUUUGUCAGAAGAUUCAUAACCCCUGUUGUUAAAGUAAAAUAUGUCCAACACAAGAGGCCUUCAGCCCUCAUCUGUCUGCCCAGCUGUUGGACAGGACAAGUUAAAAAAAAAAAAAAGUUCGACCUGGUUUAACUUGCAACGUGUGUUCAGCAGCCACAGGUUUUGUACGCAGAGCCCGAAAACUGUCUUUAAAAUCUGUGUAGCAAUGCUUGAACGCAGGAAUUUUAAACGCAGAAGCGUGAAACAUGCAUUGGCAUAGACUUUUCAUUGAAAGGGGCCGCUAUAUGCGCGUCGCCGAGGGGGAUGUGAACGUAGCUUUACAUUUUAAAUAUGAAGGUUACUAAAGAAACCCAAAAAUGCUGCAUGACUGCUCAUGUUUGACACUAUGCUUUUCAGAGAGUGUGUAGGUCUUUCUGAUGUCCUCUUCUGUUACAUGCAUCAGAAAUGUAUAUCAAUUGGUGCAAUGAAUUUUUUUGGGCUUUAAGAUUUGAUAAAACAGCACGAAAUGUCUCUGUUGAAAUUGCACUCUGUGUAAAGUUUGACACAAAUGUCCAUUUUCCUUACAUAUACUGUCAUCAGAAUUGUUAUGGAUUAUUCGAUUGUGUUUUUAUUUUUUUAAUGACAUGUCGAGUUAAUACAAGUGGUCAUUUCAAAGUAAUUAGCUUCAGAGGAAAUGUGGGAAAUUGUCUUCAAAUACUAGGCCAGUAAUUAUUCAUAAAACCUAACAUUGUUAAGCUUUUUAUUUUAUUUUCAUGUCAAGAUCCAUCCUUAAAAUACCACAGAAUUCAAAAUGUGUUUUUCCUGAAUGCUCAAGAAUUUUAUUGAAGGGGCAAACAUUUUUAAUCAUGAUGGUUUUGUUUAUCAGACUUGUUUUACUGCUGUUCCCAAUACUGAGGAAAGACAUUUGCUGAUAUUAAGGAACAUCUGUGAUGAUUUUCUAGUGGGAGGAAGACUUUUAUGCAGAACCACAUUUGUGUUUUCAUGGAUAAAUAUUUUAACCAUAACGGUCUUAAAGCUCACCCUUUUCCAAAAAUUACUGAUUUAUAUUUUUUCGAAUGAGCUCAUCCUACAAAUGCAGACUUUACCUGUCUGAAUUGUUUUGUUUACUUCUACUAUAAAUAUUCCUUUGUGGCAAAACUUUCUUAAAAUUAAUUUGAUGGUUGCUGGUCUGAUUGUUCAACGAAUUGCAAGAAAAUUUAAUCUUAAUGAGCAAAAGAAAAAAAUCCUAAAACUAGAAGCAUGUGAGGAAAAUUGUUUAGAUAUUUUUGCGUUCCAAAUUUGAAUAUACAUUGAAGGUCAGUGGCUUCUGUUGCAGAGAGCUUGUAUUAUUACUGCCCAUUAAUGGAACUGUGAGAAUAAAUGACAUUUGGAUCACCCGUC
Oryzias latipes (Japanese medaka) is the source of this 3982-nucleotide messenger RNA. It is a transcript of the gene wdfy2, whose product is annotated as WD repeat and FYVE domain containing 2. Gene Ontology annotation, biological process: positive regulation of fat cell differentiation; positive regulation of protein phosphorylation. Lineage: Eukaryota; Metazoa; Chordata; Actinopteri; Beloniformes; Adrianichthyidae. The record is from RefSeq and is a predicted model, not a curated record. Gene Ontology annotation, molecular function: protein binding; metal ion binding. Gene Ontology annotation, cellular component: early endosome.